Naegleria gruberi is the source of this 3162-nucleotide messenger RNA. RefSeq lists its product as uncharacterized. The transcript has 2 exons. The coding region runs from base 1 to 3162 and encodes 1053 amino acids. Gene Ontology annotation, molecular function: protein binding. The record is from RefSeq and is a predicted model, not a curated record. NCBI's taxonomy places the organism in Eukaryota, Heterolobosea, Eutetramitea, Acrasida, Naegleriidae.
AUGCAACCCGACGAUCGUUUCACUUCUUCUCUGUCAUUAUCGCACUCUUUACCAAAUCCGAACCAGAGUAACAACAAUAAUAACAUCAACAACAAUAAUCAAGGGAGUAAUCGUGCAAAUAAUAAAACAACAAGGGUUGGAGGGCAUCAGCAGCAAUCAUCAGGGUUUUAUCCACAGCAGCAGCAACAGCAACAACAUUUUAAUAAUUUAUUUCCUCAACAAACUCAACAAAUGAUGAUACAAGAACAUCACCAACAACAUUCCUUACGACAAUCUCCUGUACCACCAUCAUCCACAAUGCAACAACACCCUGCAACCAUGUACAAUUAUAAUUCCUCCUCACCAAUGAAUUCACCAAUGAAUAAUAAUAAUAUGAAUAAUAUGAAUAACACUCCUAAUCAUCAUUCAAGAUUCAAUACCUCAUCACAAGUAACCUCUACAUCAGUACACCAAUCAUCAAUGCACUACAAUACUAACAAUAACAUUGGAAAUAAUUACGCAAUUAAUUCCUCAACAAGUGCACCUUUCAAUAAUUCAACCAAUACUACUAAUACUACUACAACAAAUCAGUUCUCAUCAGGGAAUAAUACAUUUUCCGAUUUCUAUUCGGCGAAGGCUCAGCAAUCUAAUUCUAAACCUGGUGAAUUGGGUCAGAACACUAAUAUGCUGCUCACAAAUUCGGGUUCUGUACACACAAACACUAACUACCAAAAUGUAUAUAAGAACGAUCAUCUACUCACAACUAGUCAAUUAAUACCCAAUACUAAUAACAUGCCAAACCAAACAUACAACGAUUUCAAUAUCACAACAAACCAAUUACAAUCGUCUUCUCCAUCUAUUCAUUCACCUAAUUUUCACUCCUCUUCAUCUAGUGACAAGAAUAGCAAUACUGUGAUUGAGCUACCAAAACCCAAAAAGAAGACCAAGUCAAAACCUCCUGCCGGAGUUGGUCAAUUAAGUUUUACCAUUCCACCAAUAGCAUCGGAAGAACGGUUUGAUGAUGUUUCUGAAGCAGUUGCAUUUAGUGGAACUAAGCUUUUCCCCAUUGCCUGUGUGGCUUGUUGUUCUUCUAAAGGUAUUGAAUGUCAAUAUAGAACUCCAAGAAAGAAAGGAAGGGCACUGCAAAGUAAUGAUGGAUUUCAAACUUUUACCUCACUAGAUGAAAUCAAGUAUAUCCCACAAUCCCAAGGUUUUACCGAUACUGAAACAGUAAUGAAUGCUACGAUGCCUUCUAAUUCUCUUUCUGUCAGUCCACCAAAGGAUUUGGGUAUUGAUGAUAUUGUAACGAAGAAGAGAAAGAAAUCACAAAAGAAGGAAGAAUCUGUCCCUAAGAAGUUGGCUGUAGACAGAUUACCAACACUAAAAAAUGUUGAAACAUCACCAAAUAUUCAAAUAGUCAAUGUAAAUACUAACAAUGAUUAUCAACAGCCAACACUAGUUCAACGCAACCAAACCCCUUCUCCAAAACAAGACAUCUCCAAUAGAAUUCAAAUUCCUUCAAUCAGUCCUUCUGAACUUUAUGAUUCUCCACAAACACAACUUUCUACCGUCACUCCAUCAAAUAAUUAUCUGGCAAUUCAAAGUAAUACUAAUAACUUUCCUCUCUUAGCUUCUAAUGUUGUCCAGCCUGAUUUAGCUCCAUUUAACGAUCCAAAUGCGACUGUUGAUACAAUAUCUCAAUUACUUGUGCUUUUACUUUCAUCUAACAACCAAUCUAAUGUUGCUAGCUUGAUAAAGGAUAUUCUCAAUAAUGGAGAUGGGGAAGGUCUUAAAAAAUUAUUGGGAACCACCUUUGGUUUGGAGAGUUUUAUUACCACUAAUGAGCGUCUUAAUAUUUCCGCAAUCAAAAAAAGAACUGUUGACUUGUAUGAUGAGAUUAUUAGUUUUGGCUAUCCAAUACUUAGUUCCCAAUACAUUGAUGAGGCCCUCUCAGCAACAAAUAUCAGAGCUUACUCGAAUGAAAAUUUAGCACUCAUUUAUGCCAUUCAUGCUGUUACAUGUCAAAGACUCUGUGAGUUGGAGCAAGCCAAACAGGCAUACCAUAAGAGUUUAAUGGAGCUAAAGGAGACUACCGACAAACAUAAUUUGAUUGUGAUUGCCACCUAUUGCAAUUUGGCCCUUUAUUGUGGAGGCACUGGAGAUACAGACACUGCUCAACAAUUACUGGCAUCUGCUGAGAUAUAUUUGCUAAAUAGACGAAAAUUCAAAUUGCAAACAAAUGAUACUAAUUUGGUUUUGAAUUUUAUUGGAUGUGACGAUUCUACAUCAUCAUUCACCCUUUUUGAUAAUCUUUCAAAUGACGAAUUCAAAGUUGAAAAGUUAAAGGAAGUGUGCUCUGUAGCAGCAUAUUUAGGUUCUGGAUCAUCAAAGCCAAGUAUUUACAUGAUUUUAAGAGGUUACUCUUUUGCUGAGGAGAUUGGAGUUUUCUUAUCUGAAUGUUUAUUACUUUUUGAGGGAAAAAUUACUAAAAAGGAUUUGAAUAUUCUAACCAAACCUAUAGAUGCCAAUACAUUCUCUGAUUAUUUAGGAGUACUGUCAAGAGUUGAGAGUGCCUACUCUGGACAUGAGUCUGCUAGACCGUAUUCAAGUUUGCAGAUGAAAUUGGCAGCAUCCCUACUUCUUUGUGUGCUAGGAGGAUCUCGAGCUUGGGUUCUCCAUAGAGCUGGUAUUAAGGGACCAAUUAUCGAAGAGUACGCCUCACAAGUAACUAGUUUGACCACAACCGAGGGAUUCUUGUUACUUCAUUCAUUGACAAUACAGUUUGUUGCUAAAGCACUGGAAAUACAUUAUGAGACAGUUUGCGAUGCAGAAAGUGGUUUAAGGAAGAACAAUGACUUGUUGGAAUUGUAUCAAACCAUGUUCACAUGUUUCAAUUCACUUGUCGAGUUGAGUAAGAGAUUUACGCGUAUUUUAAGGUUUUAUCCUAAUCUUUUACAUAUCACGGCUAUUAAAUUGAUGUCAAGAGGGUUCACGGGAGAGUCCAUUGACCUUGUGAUAAAGAACAUGCACCCACAAACAAGCCCUCAUUUUAGAUCAGAUAAUAAUUUACAAAAUCCUCAAACCGCUGGAGAUCACACUGCUGUUGGUAAUGAAGUCAAAUUCAACUUUGACCAAUUGCUAUCUAAUUUUAUUGCCACCACUAUGAAAUCACCUUUUAAUUGA